This is a messenger RNA of Andrographis paniculata, 1158 nucleotides long. Its product is annotated as short-chain dehydrogenase reductase 3a. Lineage: Eukaryota; Viridiplantae; Streptophyta; Magnoliopsida; Lamiales; Acanthaceae. The transcript has 3 exons. Bases 144 to 1022 code for a protein of 292 amino acids. The record is from RefSeq and is a predicted model, not a curated record.
UUGCGCCCCUUUCUCUUGCCCAACACGCCCGUGUCGACACCAAAUAAAAUAAUAUACAUAUUUGUAUAUAUCUAUAUAUCUUCUUCCUUUACUGUAAUGGAUUUUUGUUAUUAAGUGCGAAUUCUGCAGAGAAAGAAGGAGAGAUGUUGAGGAAUUCGUUAAGAAAGGGGGUUAGAGCUUCUGGAGCUCAAAGGUACAGAGGAUUUUCUGCUCAGACAGGAAGAUUAGAAGGGAAGGUAGCGGUUAUCACCGGCGCGGCGACCGGAAUCGGAAAGGAGGCGGCGGCGAGGUUUAUUAAAAACGGCGCUAAGGUUGUCCUGGCCGACAUCCAGGUCGCCGCCGGCAGGGAUGCCGCCGCCGAGCUCGGCGGCGGCGCGGACUUCGUCGCCUGUGACGUCACCAAGGAAGAGCAAGUGUCGAACGCUUUGGAUUUCGCGGUCGCCAAACACGGCCGUGUUGACGUCAUGUACAACAACGCCGGCGUUCCCUGCCGGACGCCGCCGAGCAUCGUCGACCUCGACAUGGCGGCGUUCGAGCGCGUGAUGGCGGUGAACGUCCGCGGGGUGGUGGCCGGAAUCAAGCACGCGACACGUGUCAUGAUCCCAUUGGGCAAGGGCGUGAUCCUCUGCACCGCCAGCGUGACGGGGAUUAUGGGCGGCUUGGCUCAGCUCACCUACUCGGCUUCGAAGAGCUGCGUAAUCGGAAUCGUGAAAUCGGCGGCGGCCGAGCUCAGCCGCCACGGGAUUCGGAUCAAUUCCAUCUCUCCGAUGGCGAUUCCGACGGCCUUCGCCGUCGACGAGAUGAAGCUGUACUAUCCCGGCGCCGAUCCGGCUCGGCUCGCACAGAUGGUCCGCGAUUUGAGCGCGCUGAAAGGCGCCGCCUGUGAGCCGUCCGAUGUUGCUGACGCGGCGGUUUAUCUAGCGUCCGAUGAAGCCAAGUUCGUCAGCGGCCAUAACCUUGUAGUUGACGGCGGUUUCACGGCGUUCAAGACGUUAACUCUGCCGGCGCCAGGAACUAUUUAACGGGCCAUCUAAAUUGGGUCGGCCCAAUACUUUUAUCGCUGUUUUAAUUUGGGCCUAUAAGCCCAAUAGUUGGAAUAAUAGGUAAAAUUCUAAAAGAUAUAUUUAUUUGAUAUAAAUAAGUCAUUUAACCCGAAUA